AUGGUUUCUGCGACUUUUGCUGCUAGUAUGGUGAUCAGCCCUGCCUUGGGAGCUUACAUAAUGGACGUUUAUAGUGAAAGCGUUGUAGUCGCAUUGGCCACUGCGAUCGCUCUCCUAGAUGUGUUCUUUAUCCUUGUCGCUGUUCCUGAGAGUCUCCCUGAGAAGGUUCGCCCAUCAUCUUGGGGUGCACCCAUCUCUUGGGAACAAGCUGAUCCAUUUGCUGUUAUGGGCUUUAGCGUUCUCAUGGUUGCAGUUUUCAUUGCGACUGUUGGAAUCCUCUCCGUAGGUGCACAGCUUGUCUUAGGUUUCUUAAUGAAGUCUCUAGGAAGCAAGCAUACCAUUAUGUUGGGUUUGCUCUUUGAGAUGCUACAACUGAUGUGGUAUGGUUUCGGAUCUCAGACGUGGAUGAUGUGGGCUGCAGGUACAUUGGCUUCAAUAUCGAGCAUCACAUAUCCUGCCAUUAGUGCUUUUGUAUCCAUGCAUUCAGAUGCUGAUAAACAAGGGUUAGUCCAGGGGAUGGUAACAGGAAUGAGGGGAUUGUGCAAUGGCCUGGGUCCUGCGAUGUUCGGAAUCAUAUUCUACCUCUUCCACGUUGAUCUCAAUUACGACCCCGCUAGGUACGACAAUAACACUUCUGGCCAGCACAUGGACGUCAUCCCUCAGUUGGUGCCUGGCCCCCCGUUUGUUUUCGGCGCAUUCCUUGUUAUCUGUGCUUUACUGGUCGCUGCAUUUAUUCCCGAAGGAUCCAAUCAAGCGAUAACGCUCAAGCCAACGACACGAAGGCAGUCAGGUAUCUACAACAACGAUUAUACAUCAGGUCUUUCAAUGGAGGUUCAUUACGAGAUGGAGAGGUGCAAGAAGCACGACGGACUGAGCCCACUCUCUCCUCUAGUCGACAGUUCUGCUCUGCUUUGAAUCUAUAACGAUGGAGGUAUCUUUGGUUGCCACAUGCAACGGCGUAAGUCUCGCCUUCCUCACUCAUUACUGCUUCGUUCCAGUUCAAAUGGGAAUUUAUCACUGCCCUUUAACCGAUUAUGGUAUACGAGCAUAUUUUCUUUGGGAAAUACAAAUUUUUCCUCUCCCCACCCCUUAUAUGCCUAAUUUCCUAACUAAAAAAAAAAAGAAACAUUGCAUUUGUAAAUUUGAAAAAAACAAAAAAAUAAAAAAAAAUACCUGAACUGCUCACAUAUUACUCUAAAUAUGCACAGUGUAUUGAGAUGAACUAACCCACCUCUUAAUGGAUAUUGAAUUAGCGUACACUUGACCUGCGUGUAAGUGUGAGUACAUGUGGACUGCAUAGGUUAGUAGAGACCCCAACCAAAGUAUAGUUUAUGUAAGCGUAUUGUUUUCGUUUUUUCUUCUUUUUGGCUGGAGAAUAAGGCUGUUAAAAUAACUAAUUUAUUUUUCCCUUUGCUGGGUGAUAAGUCCUCUCGGCCUUGCGUACGACUUUGAUGGCUGUUAUGUUUAAUUUUUUCUUGAGCUUCUGUCGUUGGAAGUAUUAGGUUUUUACUUGUUAUUAUUAUUUUUUUUUUGUUCUAUAAUUAAUGGAAUCCUACUUGACUAUAAUUUUACCAAAGUUGAACAUCGUAGCCCAGGAUGUAAGUGUACUUUUCUUUCGUAUAAGUAUUUAUUUAAUGGGCAUUUUGUGAUGUGUUAUAUGUACAGUAUUCCUUUUUGGAACUAACCAUUGAGUGAUAAUUUGUUAGUGAUUUAUACAUUCCUUGUAAAUAUUGAACCUUUUUAAAAAUUUUAAAUAUUUAAUUGUUUUGUUGAAGAAAAAAAAAAUAUGUGUAAUGGUACUUGUUAAUAGUUACGUACACAAGUGGGAAUUGAAAUUGCCGUUGAAAAGUCAUCUACUCAAAUAUAUGCUUCAUCAGAAUGAUAAAGGGACUUAAUUUACUACAAAUAAUAUAAUAUAAGCUUGUAGUAGGCGAUUAUGUCUUUCAUUGUCUGUGAUGUCAAUCUUUUACCUGAUGAUUAUAAUUGAGAGUGAAGUUUUAAUCCACUAUUUCUUAUUGAGUGGUCGAUCGAUAGUAAUCCACCUCCUAAGGUAACAUAAUUUUUAAAAUAAAAUUAUUCUCUAUUUAUCAUUAAUAAGAAAAUUUAAUCAUAUCUGAAUUUUUAAUUACUUCGUAAUUUCAAAUAAACUCUUCAUUUUCCUAAGCACUUGAUAUAUAUAUAUAUAUAUAUAUAUAUAUAUAUAUUUUAAUCAAAACAAUGCACUGUCAAUUUAUAAACUUUUAUUCUUUCUUAACAAUAUAUUAUCAAACAGAUGAGAGAAAAUAUUUAUAAUAUUUAAUCUCAAAACUAUUUUCUUCUUUGGUUCAACUAAGCCGAAUUUGUAUUUUUAACUAGAUGGUAGUUAAAUAAAUUUGUUUUAUUUUUAAAACCUAGUCACUCGAUGUUAAUAUUUUAUUCUUUAAAUCUAAUAAUAUACAAGUACAGUAAAAAUUUCUGUUUUUGCAAUAAGAAUUUUUUUCAUUAUUAAAAUACUUUUACUGAAACUUCAGAUAUAAAAUCAUAUGGUUAUAUAUUAUUUAUUCUUGUAUAUUAUCAAUCACUGUUUUGUAAUCAAGCUUCUUGUCUUCCGAAAAUUUUCUUUUGAUGUAUGGAGAUGUUAUUUAAUUUACAGGUUAAUAAAAUUUCAAGGUUUCUUUUAAAUAAAAUAAGUAAUUAUUAGAACAUAAAAGUAUUUAUGGGUCAACUUUAUUCAGGUAUUAAUAGUUUGCUGCUAUUUACAAAACAAAACUAAAAAAAAAACCGUCCGAAGUGAUCUUCGAGGCAAUAUUGAUGUAUUAUGAGACAAAAGAGAAUUAUCCACAGAGCUUAUGAUUUUUUAGUCAAUUGAUAUUAAGUACUUUUUCAAAUGCAAUUUCAAUUUUGACCUGUGUACUUCUGUAUAUUUGAAAACAUACUAUUCUAUUGAAAUCUAAUUGUAAGUAUUAAAAGUCGAGGAAGUUAAGAAUAAGAUACUAGUUCCAAAGCACUACUCUUUCAGCCAUCUUAGUUGAUGCCAGAUUAUCCACGAUGUUUCAGGUAAGGUUUACAACAGAUAGCACCGGGCAGCGCUACUAUCGCAGAGGGGUAGUCUUGUCAGCCCUUGACCCCUCCACCUUAUCUUCAUUACAAAUAAUUACUAAAUAUAAUCUUUGGAAUAUAUAUGACGAGCCUUUUUUUUAACUUGUCGACUUUUUUUUGUCUCUUCAGUAUAUCGAUUAAGGAAACUUUCAAUUUUCGAUGUCAUUUAUAGACACAUAUUACUUCAAUCAUUUUUUUUUUUCAUUAUAUAUUUAUAAUUAUUGUGUUUAUAUAUUGCCUGUUUUUGUUUUUUUAACUUGGUAAUUUAUCAUUAUUAAUGCUUUUCAGUUUUGUUAUCCUAAAUUAAAGAAGUUGAUUAACUUAAGUUUUGUUUUAAUUGUGACACUUUAUCUGUAAUUGUAUUAUUUCUAAGAAGUAAAAUAAUUUCAAUUUCUGUUUUCCACCGAAGAAAAUGUUUCAGGAUCAUGUAGGAGAGCUCUAGCGAUUGAUUAAUAAUCAAUUAACAAAACAAUGAAAAAGGUGGGAAAAGAAUGCUAACUUUAAAAAAAGGCGGAUUAUAUGUAACCUAAACGAUAUAAUUUCUAUAUUUACUUAAAAUAAAGGAGAGGUGGAGGGUACAAAACUACCCCUCCGCAAUAGUGGCGCUGCCUGGUGCUAUCUGUUGUACACCUUAUCUGAAACAUUGUGGAUAAUCUAGCAUCAACCAAGAUAGCUGAAAGAGUAGUGCUUUCGAACUAGUACCAAGAAUAAUAUAUAAAAUUAAAUUCUUAUUGUGUAUAUGUACAGUAGAGCUAUUUUAGGUAAAGUGAACGACUAUGUUUAUUUUUUGCCCAAUACUGUUUUGGGAUUGUAGUGCAGAAGUUUUAAAUGAAACUAUGUGAAUAAAAAAUGUAAAGAGAGAAGUAAUCGAGGUAUUGAAAUAUUUUUGGGAGAAUGAUUAUAUAGUAGUGUAUAAGCGUUUUAAUGCACGCUCUUAUAUGAGAGUUUUAUUAUUUGAAGUUUUAUUGUUUUGAAGUAGAUUAAUAAUUGUUGAAAAUCGAAUAUAUAUAGUGAAAAAACAGGAAAUGUUUGUUUAUCAAUACGAAAAAUAAAAUGUCCGACCUAAAUUGAAUUAGAAAAUAUCAUCACUCAUGCUUGGCAAAUUACAUCACUUGUUUUUUUUUUUUUAUUUUAAUCAAUAAAUAUUGUUUUAACUAUUAUUUGUUAAAAAAUUUCUUGGAAGUUCUUUUUAAUUCUGAUAUUAAACAAAAAUCAGGUUUGCAUAUUUUACCUCAUGAUAUUAUAUUAGAGAAAACAACAUGAAUCAACUGUUAAAAAUGAGGUAUUGAUUGUAUAUUGUAAGGUAAUAUAUAAAUAUUAUUGUCAUGAAAUACAGUUAUUUUUUAUUGUAAAAAAAAAAAAUCAAUAAUGUAAAUUAUUUGUAAUGUAUUUUUGAUUUAAUUAAAACGUUGUUGAACAUACAUAAGUUUAUAUUUAUUUCUAAACACCCAUAAAUUUUCUAAAAAAAGUUUUAUUUUUAUAAAAUACAUAAUAAAUUAUGCCUUGAAAAAUAUAAAUACAUUGAUUUUAAAUCUUAUUUAGGAGAUAGAAAAAUAUAUUAAUAAAACAUUUUUCCAUAAAUUUUAAACUUUAAUAUAGGUUAAUGUAAACCAUAUUGUCAUUGAAUAUGAUAAAUAUAUACAAGCUAAUUUAAGUAAUAAUUUAAAAAUUACAUGAUACAGUGAUAUACUUGUUAAAAAAAAUCAUUUGUAUUACAUAUUUACAAACAAAACAUUAUAGAUAAAUUUCAUUUGAGUCUUUCUUUCUUAUUUUCAUUUCGUAACUAAAUAAAUCUAAGUUAUAAUUAAUUAAAAAUAUACACAGCCUUGAAGAAUACUUGGAGAAUGGAGUGAUUAUCAUUUGUCCAAUUUUCUUUUCCCCAUCGCCAAUUCCGAAAUGAUUUCUCUCAUUCUUCUCUGCUCGCUCAAUUCCUUGUUCAUUUCUGAUAUUUCUUUGUCCUUUUCAGAGAUGACUUUUUCUAGUUUAGAGAGAACUAAUGACUGUUGCAAUAUUUC
This is a messenger RNA of Nezara viridula (southern green stink bug), 5093 nucleotides long. The record is from the annotation of a GenBank genome assembly. Lineage: Eukaryota; Metazoa; Arthropoda; Insecta; Hemiptera; Pentatomidae.